CUCGCCUCGCAAUCCAUGUUAUAAGACGAGCCCAAUGGCAUUCGGACCACGGGUCGUGCAGAGAGUUCCGUCGAAUCAUUCCAUCCCUUCCCAGAAUUAAAGAUGCUAGACGAGAACCUCCCCACCUUCUACCUCAAACACAACAAGCAAUCCCAGCUGUGGUCCGUCUACCUCUGCCAGCACGGGAACGAACCGGAACCCGCCUACUCCCUCCGCUAUCCGGAUCCCUCCUCUCCCUCCUCUCAUAACCGCUACGCCUCCGCUCUUUACGAUCCCUAUGUCUCCGACAUCCUCUUCGGCGAGGUCCUGAUUAUUCCCGAAUGGACCCAGCCCAGUCUCUCCGCGGAAUCUAUCCGACAGAAUGGUGGUGUCGCGCCCCCUCCUGAGCCUAUCCUCCCCUCACGCUUCACCAUCAACCUCUACAACCCAGACCAACAAGUGACCGUGCACUUCAAGCCGAAGACCUGGAACAGCCCCGCAACAUGGAACUUCGAGAUGCCGCAGCACAGUUUCAGGCAGCCAUCCGCGUCUACCCUGGACCGCACCCAGACCGACCCGGCCAUGGCUGACACAACGCCCAAACUCCGCUUCACCUGGCGCAAAGACAGCAAACUGUCCAAAGACCUGACCUGUCUGCUUUCCGGGAAAACAACCACCUUACCCGAAUCCAAAACGAAAAGUAAAGAACCUGACAUUACGGUAUCCAUCUUCAAGAGCCUCCGCGAACUCACACUCUACGAACCCAACCUCUACCGCGUCGAGAUGGAAGACUUCAAAGGCCUAGAAGUCGUGCUCCUCCUCGGCGCAAUCACCAUCCGCGACGUAUACUUUGCAUCCAUGAAAGACGCAUUCCACGUCACCAAGCCCGCUCACAUGUCGAGUACACCCUCGCCCACCAAGGCAAACGGCAAACCCCUCCCCACUCUCCCAGCCGCAUCCGGGGCAUUAAACGCCGUCCAACCCAGACCCGAACCACAACAGCAACCCCAACAACCAUCCCCUACCAACCGAAAAACCGAACAACAACGCGAAGAAGAACGACGCACCCAGAAGCUCCUCCAAGAAGAAGAACAAGCGCGUCGGAGACGUCGAGCCGAGCGGCAAGCCGACAUCGACCGCGAGACCCGCCGUCUGCAAAUGCUCUACGGACAAGAGGAGCAGCAAGUGCGUAUGCAGACACCGUCACUACCACCCCGUCAACCGGCCGGAUCCACCCUUUCCCUACGACCAGCCAACCAACCUCAUCAUACCUACCCAUACCAAGAUGGCCGCUCUCGCCCACCAGCAGGUCCAUACAUGUCUCCGGGCCCAGAUCCACGGCGCCAAUCAGCCGUACGAUUUGCCCUGCUGGCAGAGACACCCGGACCCGCUGCGUCCACACCGGCCCUGCAACCCAAGAAAAGUAGUUUCUUCCGUUUACGACGGUCGUCAGCAGAUGAGGCGAAGUUGAGCAAAAAACGGAGUUCGAUGUUUUGAUUGAUUCAUGAUUUGUUCUUAAUGUUUGAUUGUUUGUUUGAUACCCAGCUUGCAUUCAAGUAUAUAGAUUUUUUUACCUUCGAUUUCGUCGAGCUACUCGUUUUGUUAAUGCUCAGACUUCGCGGUUUUUACGAGGAACCUUGUCUCGGUCUUACUGAGCUUAUAAACAGUCAUCUUAUCUAAGUCACCACUAAAAGUAUUCAAUCU
Molecule: messenger RNA, 1683 nt
Organism: Aspergillus sclerotioniger CBS 115572
Lineage: Eukaryota; Fungi; Ascomycota; Eurotiomycetes; Eurotiales; Aspergillaceae
Exons: 2
Coding region: 103-1476 (457 amino acids)
Source: RefSeq, a predicted model, not a curated record